Messenger RNA from Zerene cesonia (dogface butterfly), 1300 nucleotides. RefSeq names its product DNA translocase FtsK (gene Cpr66D). The transcript has 5 exons. Gene Ontology annotation, cellular component: extracellular matrix. Lineage: Eukaryota; Metazoa; Arthropoda; Insecta; Lepidoptera; Pieridae. The record is from RefSeq and is a predicted model, not a curated record. Bases 72 to 743 code for a protein of 223 amino acids.
GGAAAGCACGCAAUUCACUAUACGUGUUAGUAGGCGUGUUGUGUGUGGACUUUAUUGUAUUUGUGUGUGACAUGUUUCGUAAGUGUGUUAUUUUGGCGGUGCUGGGGUGCGCAGUGGCAACCCCCGUUGCGCAGUACCAAGUACAGCAGGAAGAAGGCAUUCCCCCUCAUCUAUUAAGGCAGUAUAUCGGCCAGGGUCAGCAACAGCACGCACCCCGUCCCCAACAUAUACCGCAAGCUGCGCCUGCGCCAGCUAGAUUGCCAUACAACAUUCCAAGUGAAAAGCAGUACCAGCCCCGUCCUCAGUACCAGCCCCAGCCACAGUAUCAGCCUCAGCCUCAGCCCCAGCACCAACCACAGCCUCAAUACAGACCCCAACCACAAAGGGAAGAAAGGCCAGAAGACUUUGAUGCCAAUCCAUCUUACCAAUUCGGUUUCGACGUCAACGAUGAUCAGUUCACCAACUACCAAAACCGUAAAGAACAGAGAGACGGUGACGUCAUCAAGGGGUCUUACUCCGUGGUAGACAGUGACGGUUUCAUCAGAACUGUUACGUACACCGCUGACCCGAAGGAAGGCUUCAAGGCUGAGGUAUCCCGCCAACCUACAGACAUCGUAGUCAAAAUCCCCACGCCAAAGCCCCAAAUCCAGCAGCAACAUGUCGCGCAGCCGCAACCCCAGGUGCAACAAGUCGCCCAACCUCGGCCGCACCCCAACCAACAACAGUACUACCGUUACGAAUAGUUCUAGACCAUUCUAGACUCAUCGAACAAUGUCUACGGCAUCAUGAUUAACUUUCUUUUUUUCUUAUAACAAAAUGAUUAGGUAUCUGUUUCGCUUUUGUUAAUUGCCAGUUAAGAAAUAUUUCAUAGUCUGCAUUCCUUUAUUUUUCAUUUCAUUAUAAAUUUUCAUUCAUUAACUAUAGCAUGCCAUAUAAAAAAUGUUGUGUAUGCUUCUUUAUCUUUUUCAAAUAACUUAUUAGUUUUAUCUAUAAUAUUCACACGAUUCAACCUAUAUAAAUCUAUACGUUUUCUUCCGUAGAUAUUGUUAAUGUAGAAAGUAUUAGCUUCUAGUUGCGACCUAUUAGAUUAAGAUUUGAUUCUAAGUCCUAAAGAUUUUGUAUGUUAUGUAUAAAAAUAUUUAAUGUUUAUUUAAAUAUCACAUCUAUUUCUAUGAAACGAGAUUGAGUUUACACUUGCCAAUGGCACUUUACGCUUCGUAAUGCGAUAUUACUUUUUUAUAGAUAUUGAAUUGUUGAACAUUAAUUAGUGAUAUAAUAAUAAAAUAAAAUUUUAAAACAA